AUGAGCCAUCCACAAGCUGAGAUCCAUAUUUCGCCCAUAAAGGAGGUCAAUAGCGGCAUAUGGUCCCUCUUCGUCGCCGCUACCAUAUUCCUCGGCCUUCGGGUGUGGUGCAAGGUGGCCUGGCGACACGGACUUUGGUAUGAUGAUUACGUGCUGAUAGCGUCUUGGGUGGCGUUCCUAAUAACAUGCGCCCUGACAUCCGUCCAGUUCGCGGUCGGCUACGUCACCAAGACAUGGGGUGAUCGCAUGCUGAUCCUCGUAUCGACAUCGUCGUGCUUCACGCUCGUCGCCCAGUUCUGGAGCAAGACAGCGUUCGCCGUCACGCUGCUGCGCAUGACCAACCAGUGGCAGAAGAUUGUCCUGUGGUUCAUCAUCGCCACCCUCAACAUCUACAUGGUUGUCAAGCUCUUCGUGCAAUGGGCCAAGUACUGCGAUCAGGAUGCUUUUCAGAACUAUUGGCGGAUGCCUGGUUUCUGUCUCGAUUAUGACGUGGUUGAUCAGAUUAAGGCCGGGGGUAAUGUUGCUAAUAUCGUGGCCGACUUUGUACUUGCUCUUUUCCCGUGGAUGGUAACUUGGAACUUGAGCAUACGGCGAUAUGAGAAAAUUGGUCUUUGCAUAACCAUGAGCCUCGGGAUCCUGGUUGCUAUCGUCGCAACUGUGAGGACGUGGUGGCAGUGGGACCCGAAGAUCAACAUUAACCACCACGAUAAGUACUUCUUCUGGCGACAGGGGAUGUUGAUAAUCUGGUACCAAGCCGAGGUGGCGGGGACCAUAAUCGUACAGUCGAUACCAGUGUUGCGGCCGCUGAUACAGGAGAUUCGUACGGCAAACACUUCGAGAAAACUCACUUCAGCGGAGGGGCGAUAUACGACCAGAGGAGGGAUAAAGAACCGGCACCAUAUGGACGAGAGGGACGAUAACAUGUGGUUGGGCACCAUGGGGACGACACACACGACUGUCGGAAGGGGGUCAAUGACACCGUCCGAAGUCUUGAUUGCUAUCCAGGCAUCGCACACAGCACCACUUGAAAGUCUGCCAAGCCCAUCAGAGUAUCUGGGCCCACCAUCAAAUCACCCAAAAACGUCUCUCAGCCCUAAUGAAAAUUGGCCGUUGAAGUCUUGA
Messenger RNA from Pseudomassariella vexata, 1122 nucleotides. RefSeq lists its product as uncharacterized. The transcript has 4 exons. Bases 1 to 1122 code for a protein of 373 amino acids. Lineage: Eukaryota; Fungi; Ascomycota; Sordariomycetes; Amphisphaeriales; Pseudomassariaceae. The record is from RefSeq and is a predicted model, not a curated record.